Messenger RNA from Metschnikowia bicuspidata var. bicuspidata NRRL YB-4993, 2272 nucleotides. RefSeq lists its product as uncharacterized. The transcript has a single exon. Gene Ontology annotation, molecular function: protein binding. Lineage: Eukaryota; Fungi; Ascomycota; Pichiomycetes; Serinales; Metschnikowiaceae. The record is from RefSeq and is a predicted model, not a curated record. Bases 238 to 2094 code for a protein of 618 amino acids.
UUUUUGAUUUUUCUAUCGGAACCUCCCUCUUAGUUCUCGCUUUAUCUUUCACAGCCGCUUAGAUCAAUCGCCUUGUCUACCUGCGCUGUGUGACCUCCAUUUGUUAGUGUCUACUGAUUCCCAGAAUCUUCUCAAAUAACCCCCGUCUAGCCGCUGAGACUAGCAUUCCCCGCCAAUUCUGAUCACCUGCUUUGUGACCCCUAUUUGAGAUCAGGUGUCCAAUAAUAGAAAAUCAGAAUGAAUAACGAAACUUCUAUUGCCACUGGAGACCCGCUGUCGUGGAAAACAAUUUGUGUUGCCGACGGCGAAAUCCCAAUUGGUCGAGCAUCCGCAAAACACGCGGAGCGGGCUGCAAAAAAAUCAAACAUGCUUUUCGAAAACUCACAUCUCUCAAAGACACACGCCAAGUUGUCGAUGUCCGACGGUGUUCUCUAUUUGGAAGACUUAUCUUCCACUUUCGGCACCAUGUGGAACAAUUAUAUCCUUGUGCCGUACAAAAAAGUCGCAAUCCGCGAGGGGGACCGCAUUGGCUUUGUCUUGAACCGGCCGUCAAACUCGAUCAAGGAUUUAUUUAAAAAGGCGAACGAUGCAAAGAUGGUUGCUACCGACAUUUUGCUCAAUCCACUGGUCCAAUUACUAUUCUCUGUGGUCUCUCUUGACUCCGAGGAAGGCUCUUUGGUGUUAUUGCCCUUAAAUGGAUUGGACUGUCUCGCGGCCCUACGCAAGGAAGCUCAAGCAAAGAAAGCGGCGGCAUCACGUGAGCUUUCUACGGAACAGGAGCAAAAUACAGCUUUCUCAGAGGAGGCGAGUUCCGCAGACGACUCAACGGUUUCUGAUGACUCUGACGGUCCGCCUGUAGAGGAGUCGUACGUACGCAAGUUUACUUACGGACUGCAAGAUGGCUCCAUUGUAAUGAAUGCUGGAGAUACCCAAGCUGGUACAGUUUCAUCGAAUGAUUGUUGGGGAGCCACAAAUGAUUCGUCGUUUGCUGUAAGUGAGUCGAGUCAAUCUAAAAUUGAUUUGUCAGAGCCUGAUUCCGACUCCGGAGUCAAACAUGAACCCGAGAGUACCAGUAAUGUGUGUCAUUCUAGUGAUGGUAAAGAAUCUGUUGCAUGGCAAGCCUUGCAUGACGUUCUGAAGGGCUCACUCCUCAAUGAGCUUGUUGAAGAUGAUGAGGAUGAUAGUUCGCAGGAUUAUGCACAAUUGGAUGAAAGCAGCGACCUGGAGUCCUCUGAAGACCUGUCUGUGCUCACAUCCAGUUCAAACUCAGCCGAGCACAUUUCGAAAGAGCCAGACUGCCCUUCUCAGUUGUUCACCACCCUCCAUACAGAAACUGAUUACGAUUACAACGCCGAAGACAAAGUCCCAGGCAACAACAAGCUAGAAACUCAGACUAUUCGUGAUGAGGACAAACUGGUUCAUUUUGAUACAAACACGAAUGGGAUGUUCUCUAGCUCCAUUGCAUCAGCCAAAUAUAUUCCGAAUGAGACUGAGGAUGUUGGUGUAGAGGCUCCCAAAAGUGAUGGGUUUGAGCUGGACUUGAGCGAGGACAUCAUGUCACUGUUUGAGGAAUUAUGUCACAAAUAUGAUAUGGAUGACGAUGUGGAUGCUGCGUUUGAUACGCUUGAAUACUCUUCAGAAGGUUCCGCUUCUUCUGACGCUGAAUCUUUGGAAAAUCAUGAGUCCAUGCAAAGCUGUCUUUACGUUGAGAAGCCGAGUACCGAAAUGGGAAAAUACUUCUCUGAUUAUCACGCAACUACAGAGGCUCGUUUGCAUCGUAUACUGAUAAUAUCAAGUGACAGUUCCGAAAUUUAUGAAUUGAAAGGAUCAGAUGGAAUUGAAAUGCCCGCCCCUAUCACUUCCGAAAAUUUUGUCUGUGAUAGAGUCAGCAGGAAACGUACUUUCGAAGAAGUUGAUGCUUCUCACGAAACUCGGCACGAUAGCAUAGUUGCAGCAACAGGACUGGCCCCAAAGAAAGCCAAAACAAAUUCCGUUCUCAGAGAAAUAACUAAGGGGUUGUUUUAUGUCGCCGGCACACUUGCAGUGGUUGUCGCCUAUGGUGGCUAUCUUGAAAAGUAUGGUGUGUUGUCAUAGGAAGACUCGCGAAGUAUGUGUCUUAUUAUCAAUACCAGGCAUUGUAAGCUCGUGUUUUUGUAGUCCAUAGUUAUCUCUAAGUCAAUGAAGCUUUGUUAGUGUAAUUUGAAGUACAUAGUUGUUUUCAGCAAUUAUCAUUUACGCCGUUAUCUAUAUAUUAAUUAUAGCUUCGAAUCAC